AUGGCUUCAUAUUCCCGAGCUGGCGCCACGGCCUCUCCCUCAAAUCAAUCGCCGCCCCCAUCGCCUCCUGGACCUAGCCCGACUGGCGACACCCCAGCUCAAUUUGCACCAACCUACACCAUAGCCAACGCAGAGAUUGCGGCCGUAGAAAUUCCUGCUGUUGUACAAAAUAUCGACCGCGCUAUUAGUGCUUUUGGUCGUCUAUCAUCCUUUGAUCAUGUUAUGGACCCUCUACGUAACUCGCUGCCUCUCUAUCUCAAUCCAGAGAGCCCGUUCUGCAAUCCAAUCAUGUCCCAUAAUUCAGCUUCACACAACGUUGUCUUGAAAAUCACCGUCCCAAAGCGAACUGGACGGAGGAGGAAACGUGGCUCAGCAGGGCCUUGGGAAGGAGACCAAGAAAUCCGCGAUGUCGAUCAGGAAAGUUAUGUUUGCUCAAUCGCCCGCCAAGACGAGCCCAAAGUCCUCAAAAGAAAACUGAAAGACAACGUUGGCCGCUACAAAGUAGAUGCCAUAGGUGUUGUGCGCCACACUCAUAAAUUCCGUGGUCUCGCAGAUUUUUACUGGGACAUGUCGACAUCGUCGCUGGCGAACCGAUAUGUAGACCAAGUCUUUUCUAGAGACGUCGAAAAGAUGAAGACCUUCACCUUGGAGCCCGGCAUCGACAAGACCAAAAACUCAGACGUGAUACCACCGCCGAUAUUCACACAUAUGAGUCUGCCCUUCAAUUACUUUUACUCCCAGAAUCCAUACGUUCGCACCACUGCAGACGGCGGUACAUUCAAUGUAACCGCUGUCAAGCAGGUUGGGUUCUUCAUCAGCGCCGACGAUCCCGCGCCUAUCGGCCCUCAGGAGCCCCCGGAUGUGACGGAUGUCCGGUUCAUGGAAGUUCUGGCAGACUUGGAGGCAGCCUUUACAGAUCGUCCUAUCUGGACACGUCGCUCAUUGCUGAAUCAUCUCGGAAAAAAGCUUGAUAGCUGGAACGAGCUCAAGAAAUAUCUCAAUUACGCCGCCUACCAAUUUAAGGGUGGUCCCUGGCGAGAUUGUGUCGUGCCUUACGGUGUUGAUCCGCGCACGGAUCCCAAAUUUCGACAAUACCAGACUCUCAUGUUCAAGUUGACCAAGCACAAGCGACCCUCAGGCCCUGCCACGGUGCGGACAUACACUCGUCCCGAAAAGGUGGAGGGGCGCCAGGCACCAGCGGGAGCAGCAAGUCAUAUUUUCGAUGGUGAAACAUACGACACGGACGGCAAGGUCUGGCAAGUCUGCGACAUCACCGACCCUCUACUACGCGAGCUUCUUGACGGAGCAGCAGUACGCCCUACUUGGGACGUUAGCAGCGGUUGGUACCACGGCGGCCUGUGGGCCAAGGUUAAGGCCGUUAUGAAGACAAAGUUGGUCGGUAUUCGGUUUGGCAGGCAGCUGUCGCGGGCAGAUUUUACCCCUACUUUACAGUUUGGUGAUAUGACUCCGCCAAGGUCAACGUCAAGCAACUUUCAUCUGCCGUUGCCCAAUUUGCGGCUUACAGAUCAGGAGCUCACGGCACUGCGUGGCCGGAAGCCACCGAAGAGGAAAAGUCAAGGUUACAACGUGAAACUGAAGACUCGUCCAGCGGCAUCAAUGACAGAUGAUCCUGCGUCGGUUGCAAGCUCACCCAGCCGAGCGCCCAUAGAAGCCAUGGACAACGACGAGGAUUCUGGCGCUGACAGCAACGAGGACAAUGGCAGCGGUUCUGAGCCGGAGGAUGACCAGCUGGAUCAGUUAGCAGAUGACUAUAAUAGCCAAGACAACAACGGUCCAGGUUACAAUGGUCGCGAGUACAGCGGUCCCUAUAGAUACGAAUUUAGCAGUGGGCACCUGAAUGAUAGGCACUAUGCGGAGGAAGUUUACCCUGAGCUAGAGUAG
Molecule: messenger RNA, 1902 nt
Organism: Cordyceps militaris CM01
Lineage: Eukaryota; Fungi; Ascomycota; Sordariomycetes; Hypocreales; Cordycipitaceae
Product: RNA polymerase III transcription factor subunit, putative
Exons: 3
Coding region: 1-1902 (633 amino acids)
Biological process (GO): transcription initiation at RNA polymerase III promoter
Cellular component (GO): transcription factor TFIIIC complex
Source: RefSeq, a predicted model, not a curated record